CGCACAGCUCAAAACCAACCCACCACCCCACCAAUCUCAUACGUAUAAUCUCCAUUUCCAUUUUAAGAAACCAAUUAAUUGGGCGAUUUCCUUUCCAACUCCUUCCUAAAAACACCUUCCAUUUCUUCUUCUCUUUUUUUUUUUUUUUUUUUUUUUUUUUUUUCUCUCAAUCUCUUUAUACUCCCAUUCGAUUUUCACCUCCCCACUACAGAGUUUAUUAUUAUAGUUUUUGGGGAUCGUAAAGGCACCAAAUGGCGGCUGCAGCUUUUGCUUUCUCAUCAUUCUCUUCUCGUCAGCUUGUAAUUCCUGCUUCUUCAUUGACUCGGUCGCCGCUAUCGCCAAUUUACCAUCUUCGAGAUGGCAGCUGCUCUGUUAUGGUAACAGGAAUUUAUUGUGCCAAGCAGAUAGGCGCUAUCAGAUACGAAAAUGGAAGCAGCAGCAGUAAAAGUACCACUCUGGUUACUGCUAUUUCUAGUUUUUGUGAAACCUCGUCUCCACCCGUAACUGCAUUUAAUGAGCUGAUCGAGUCGCUGAUUAAUCGGGUGGAUUUAUCGGAAUCCGAGGCUGAAGCAUCGCUUGACUAUUUAUUAAAUGAUGCUGACGAGGCAUUGAUCAGUGCCUUCCUUGUGUUGCUGAGAGCUAAAGGGGAGACUUAUGAAGAAGUUGUGGGAUUGGCAAGGGCGAUGAUUAAGCAUGCUAGGAAAGUUGAAGGGUUAGUUGAUGCAGUUGACAUUGUAGGAACUGGUGGGGAUGGAGCAAAUACUGUUAACAUUUCUACGGGGGCAUCAAUACUUGCUGCUGCUUGUGGUGCAAAAGUUGCCAAGCAAGGGAAUCGAUCGAGUUCUUCUGCAUGUGGAAGUGCUGACGUAUUAGAAGCACUGGGGAUAGUAAUUGACCUGGACCCGGAGGGUGUAUCAAGAUGUGUGAAUGAAGUGGGAAUUGGUUUUAUGAUGUCUCCAAAAUACCAUCCUGCAAUGAAGAUUGUAAGCCCUGUGAGGAAAAAGCUAAAAGUAAAGACCGUAUUCAAUAUAUUGGGCCCUAUGUUGAACCCUGCACGUGUACCUUUUGGUGUUGUUGGAGUAUUCAAAGAAGACUUAGUCUACAAAAUGGCUAAAGCAUUGCAAAGAUUUGGAAUGAAGAAAGCAUUAGUUGUUCACUCGGAGGGCUUAGAUGAGAUGAGCCCCCUUGGACCUGGGAUAGUCCUUGACAUCAGCCCAGAAAAGAUUGAGAAAUUCUCAUUUGAUCCACUGGAAUUUGGCAUUCCUCGUUGCACUUUAGACAGCUUGAGAGGUGGAGGGCCAGAUUACAACGCAGAAAUACUAAAACGGGUGUUAUCUGGGGAGAAAGGGUCCAUUGCAGAUGCACUUAUCCUUAAUGCAGGAGCAGCUCUCUUGGUAAGCGGCUGCACAAGCAGUUUAGCGGAAGGUGUAGCUUUGGCUUGUGAGACACAUUUAUCAGGAAAAGCUAUGAGGACACUGGAUUUGUGGAUAAAAAUUUCAAAUGAGCAGAAGGUGAAAGGGGAAACUUAUGUCAAGACUGCCUGAAAUUUUAAGGCGAUCACAUAAAAUUACGAAUGUGAAAAGCAGCCAUACCCACACAAUUGACAAUUCCAUUAGGAAAUUUUCAAUGAUUGGCUUGUAACAAAUUGUCAAAGAAUUUAGUAUGAAUAAAUUUUGCGGGGGAUGCUUUUGUAA
This is a messenger RNA of Hevea brasiliensis (rubber tree), 1694 nucleotides long. RefSeq names its product anthranilate phosphoribosyltransferase, chloroplastic. The transcript is spliced from 10 exons. Lineage: Eukaryota; Viridiplantae; Streptophyta; Magnoliopsida; Malpighiales; Euphorbiaceae. Gene Ontology annotation, cellular component: cytosol. Gene Ontology annotation, biological process: L-tryptophan biosynthetic process. Gene Ontology annotation, molecular function: anthranilate phosphoribosyltransferase activity. The record is from RefSeq and is a predicted model, not a curated record. Bases 252 to 1544 code for a protein of 430 amino acids.